Molecule: messenger RNA, 2393 nt
Organism: Castor canadensis (American beaver)
Lineage: Eukaryota; Metazoa; Chordata; Mammalia; Rodentia; Castoridae
Source: RefSeq, a predicted model, not a curated record
GUGGUGCCCGGCUAGGGGGCGGUGGGGGACGCGCUUGGUCGCGCGCUGUUUCGCGCCAGUAGCAGCGUGGCAGGCCUUGUAGCAGAGCAUCCCGGUUUCGUUGCGCCGGCUUCCCGCGCCAGCCUUUCUCUCUGAGCCGUCGCCAUCAUGAUGCUGCCCGUGUUCACCCUGAAACUGCGCCACAAAAUCAGCCCCCGCAUGGUGGCCGUAGGGCGCUACGACGGGAUUCACCCGUGCCUGGCAGCCGCCACCCAAGCGGGCAAGGUUUUUAUUCACAAUCCUCAUACACAGUACCAACCUUUCAGAGCAUCCAGAGUCUUUCACAGCCCCCUGGAGUCUGAUGUUUCUCUCCUCAACAUUAACCAGGAAGUCAGUUGCUUGACUGCAGGAAAACUGAACCCUGACCUUGGCUGUGAUGCUCUUUUAGUGGGGACACGGACUAAUCUUUUGGCUUAUGAUGUCUACAAUAACUCAGACUUGUUCUACAGAGAGGUUGCCGAUGGGGCAAAUGCUAUUGUGCUGGGGACAUUGGGAGACAUUGCCGCUCCUCUUGCAAUUGUUGGUGGAAAUUGUUCUCUGCAGGGUUUUGAUCAUGAAGGCAAUGAUCUGUUUUGGACGGUUACUGGAGACAAUGUUCAUUCUUUGGCCCUAUGUGACUUUGAUGGUGAUGGGAAGAAAGAGCUUCUUGUUGGAUCUGAGGAUUUUGACAUUCGAGUUUUUAAAGAAGAUGAGAUUGUGGCAGAAAUGACAGAAACAGAGAUAAUCACCUCUCUAUGUCCCAUGAAUGGCAGUCGAUUUGGUUAUGCCCUUUCCAAUGGCACAGUUGGGGUUUAUGACAAAACAGCACGAUACUGGAGAAUUAAAUCCAAAAAUCAUGCCAUGAGUAUUCAUUCUUUUGACCUCAAUUGUGAUGGAGUGUGUGAACUGAUAACUGGUUGGUCCAAUGGGAAGGUAGGUCGAUCUCGAAUGGACCGACAGGGGAGGUUCAUCUUUAAAGACAAUUUCUCUUCUGCAAUUGCUGCGUGUGGAGGAGAUUACCAGAUGGAUGGCCACAUACAGUUAAUUCUGCUCAUGUUUUUUUCCUCUGUUCAGUCGGGGCUACCUGCCUGCACAACUGAGAUGAGGGCACCCUCAUGAACCAGUGUGGAGCAGGAUCUGAUCCGAGACCUGAGUCAGAAAAAGCAGAACCUGUUGCUGGAACCCACAACUACAAGGAAACGCCAAGCUGAAUUGAGCAGUCCACUGAAUGAGGCUGAUGGGCAAAGGGGUGUAAUCCCAGCCAACACCACUCAUACUGCCCUCUCAGUCAAUCUGGGGAACAAGACGCAAGCUGCGCAUGCAAACUAUGCCGUCAUCCGAGCAGUAUUGAUUUUUGCAGAGGGAAUUUUUGUAGGUGAAGCCAUGUGGUCCACCCAGCAUUCACAUGUCUCCAGCUCUAUCUGUAUCCCGAUACCCCCAAAGAUGUCCCUGUCGAUGCACUUGAAAGUUUUCGUGGGUUACAGAAGCAGCACCCAGUUCCACGUGUUUGAGUUGACAAAACAGCUCCCCCGCUUCACCAUGUAUGCGUUGAGCAGCCCGGAUUCUGCCACUGAGCCGCUCGGUUACGUGAACUUUGUCAUUGCAGAGCGUGCGCAGAGGAUUGCUAUGUGGCUCAACCAGAACUUUCUGUUACCAGAAGACACUACCAUUCAGAAUGCUCCAUUUCAAGUGUGUUUUAUGUCCUUACGGAAUGGUGGCCAGCUCUACAUACAAAUAAAACCUAGUGGAGAGAUUACUGUGAAUACUGAUGAUAUUGAUUUGGCUGGUGACAUCAUCCAGUCGAUGGCCUCAUUUUUCGCUAUUGAAGACCUGCAGGUAGAAGCAGAUUUUCCUGUCUACUUUGAGGAGUUACGAAAGGUGCUGGUCAAGGUGGAUGAAUAUCAUUCAGUGCAUCAAAAGCUCAGUGCUGACAUGGCUGAUAAUUCUAAUCUGAUCCGAAGUUUGCUGGUCCGUGCUGAGGAUGCUCGUCUGAUGAGGGACAUGAAAACAAUGAAGAAUCGCUAUAUGGAACUUUAUGACCUCAAUAAAGACUUGCUGAAUGGAUAUAAAAUUCGCUGUAAUAAUCACACAGAACUGUUAGGAAACCUUAAAGCAGUAAAUCAAGCAAUUCAAAAAGCAGGGCGCCUGCGUGUCGGAAAGCCAAAGAACCAAGUGAUCACUGCUUGUCGGGAUGCAAUUCGAAGCAACAACAUCAACACACUGUUCAGAAUCAUGCGGGUGGGGACAGCUGCUUCGUAGGAGAGGAGUAAAUGGGAAGGAAGUUCCAGGAAAAGUUUUUCUCUAAAAGUCUAGGCUGGUCUGCUUUGGAUCACAUCCUGGUGAACCCAGGAUGUUAGGAAUGAAAACCACCUUGG